AUGAAAAAAUCUCCUCCACAUCAAAAAAAAGAGAAAAGUCUCGAAAAACCAGGAGAUCAAGAUAAACAAGAGAAAUUCGAAAAAUCCCAUAAAACCCUUUAACCUCUAGAUAAAGUUAGAAUACCUAGGAAUGUGAACUUUUAUCUCCACUUUCUAUAACAUCCAGAAAUCACAGAAAAUGAUAUUGAAUGGGUUUUACAACUUAGACAUUGGGAUGCUGUAUGUCUAUUUUAUAUUAAAUAUCUAGAAUAAAAUGAAAGAGUUACUUAGUAAAAUACCUAAUCAACCAUAUUCUCUUGCUGAUAAAAAAACCAUAUUCUCUGAAAAAAAGCAUGACGUGUAGGAUAUCAAAAAUAAAGACAAUGUUGCUAGUUUUAUGCAUUUACUUAAUCAUCGUUUAGGAUUGAGUGCAUCUGGAAGUUUAGCAGAUUUUGAAACUGGAUUGAGAAGAUAUCAAGAUAAAGAUGAUAAUCUUAGCAAAAGAGAAAAAGGAUGGUGGUAUAUACCAAAGAAGGAUCGACAUGAUUUUCCAGAAUUUCCUAAACCUUAUAAAGAAUAGAUGGAACUUAAAAAAUCAUUCAGUACUGGCAAGUUUAAUACUAUGAAAUUUACAUACUCUGGUUUUGAAGGAAUGCAAGAACUACCACCAUAUACCAUGAAAUUUAAGCAAGGUAAUUGUGGAAGUGUUAAACAUUUAUUUGGUCCAGAUGUCAGAAUGUCUCAAGGAUAAUGGGAAGAAGGAUUAAGAGAUUCAUAUAAUAAGAGAAUGCCAUAAUAAAAUCGAAAUAAAGAAGAGAAUAAAAACAAAAAGAAAUUAGAUCCAAUCAAGAAAUGA
This is a messenger RNA of Paramecium primaurelia, 835 nucleotides long. Lineage: Eukaryota; Ciliophora; Oligohymenophorea; Peniculida; Parameciidae. The record is from the annotation of a GenBank genome assembly.